AUGGCGAGUUCUGAGACGAGGAACGAAAGCACGAACCAUAUAAAUGAUUGUGGUGAUGAAUAUACACAGCCCAUUUAUGAAAAUGGUCGUUUUCGUAAUCCUUGGGAAACUUGGCGAGACACAACAUUCAAAGGAUUGUUCAAGUUUAUUUUUCUGACGAAGAGUGAGUCCAAAAUUCCAGAUUCACAGGAACUUGACAAAACUUUACCAGUGAUGACCCCCGACCUCUCAGAGUUCAGCACCUCACCUGCCAGUGGUAUCCGUCACAUGUGGAUCGGUCAUGCUUCGUCACUUGUCCAGUUUGAUGGCAUCACAUUUCUGACUGAUCCUAUCUUCAGCGAUAGAUGUGCCCCAUCUCAGCUAUUUGGAUCCAAGAGGUACCGACCUCCACCUUGUAGAAUUGAGGAUCUUCCUGAAGUUGACUGUGUCCUCAUCAGCCAUAACCAUUAUGAUCAUUUGGAUUACAACAGUGUUCAUGCCCUGAACAAAAGAUAUGGAGACAAACUGAGAUGGUAUGUUCCCAUGGGGCUAAAGAAGUGGAUGCACGAUUGUGGUGUGACUAACAUUGUUGAACUGUCAUGGUGGCAAGAGCAUGUGCAUAAUGAACAGCUGAAUGUGAAGAUUGUCAGCACUCCCUGUCAGCACUGGUGUAAACGGGCUCUGAAGGAUGACAAUCAGGUAUUGUGGACUAGCUGGUGUGUCGUGGGCCCAAAACAUCGGUUUUAUUUUGCUGGGGACACUGGCUACUGUCCUGGAUUUAAACAGAUUGGAAAACGCUAUGGGCCGUUCACUUUGUCAACAAUACCCAUCGGAGCAUACCAUCCCAGAUCAUUUUUAGCUCCCCAACACGUAGACCCGGCUCAAGCUGUUGAUGUUCACAAUGAUAUUUUAUCACAGAAAUCUAUUGGCAUUCACUGGGGGACAUUUGCUUUAUCUUAUGAGUUUUACUUGGAACCAAAGGAAAGUGUCAAAGAAGAGCUGCAGAAACGAGGAAUGGAUCCAGAAUCUUUUAUAACUGUCAACCAUGGGGAGAUAACUGUUGUAGGGGGAGACAGUGAACUCAAGAGCUAG
Messenger RNA from Candidula unifasciata, 1071 nucleotides. The record is from the annotation of a GenBank genome assembly. NCBI's taxonomy places the organism in Eukaryota, Metazoa, Mollusca, Gastropoda, Stylommatophora, Geomitridae.